AUGACAUCAGCCACGGAGUUUGAAAAUGAGGGCAACCAGCCGCCAUACAGCCGGAUCAAUGCCCGCUGGGAUGCCCCAGACGAUGAACUGGAUAAUGACAACAGCUCAGCCAGGCUCUUUGAGAGGUCCCGGAUCAAGGCUUUAGCAGCCAAGUUAGAAGAGCAGCCCAGGAAACUGGUGGAGCCAAAGCCCACAAAGGGGAAGAUGCGUAUCCACUGCCUGGAGAAUGUGGACAAGGCCCUGCAGUUCCUCAAGGAGCAGCGGGUGCACCUGGAGAACAUGGGUUCCCAUGACAUUGUGGACGGCAACCACCGCCUGGUUCUGGGUCUCAUCUGGACCAUCAUCCUUCGCUUCCAGAUUCAGGACAUUGUAGUCCAAACUCAGGAAGGCCGCGAGACUCGCUCAGCCAAGGAUGCGUUGCUGUUAUGGUGUCAGAUGAAGACAGCAGGCUAUCCCCAUGUCAAUGUCACCAACUUCACCUCCAGCUGGAAGGAUGGUCUGGCCUUCAAUGCCCUGAUUCAUAAGCACCGGCCUGACCUGAUUGACUUUGACAAGCUGAAGGACUCUAAUGCCCGACACAACCUGGAGCACGCGUUUGAUGUAGCUGAGCGUCAGCUGGGCAUCAUCCCGCUCCUUGACCCCGAAGAUGUCUUCACAGAAAACCCUGAUGAGAAAUCCAUCAUCACCUACGUGGUAGCGUUUUACCACUACUUCUCCAAGAUGAAGGUGCUGGCAGUGGAGGGCAAGCGUGUUGGCAAGGUGAUCGACCAUGCCAUUGAGACCGAGAAGAUGAUUGAGAAGUACAGUGGGCUGGCCUCAGACCUGCUCACCUGGAUCGAGCAGACCAUCACUGUCCUGAACAGCCGCAAGUUUGCCAACUCCCUGACCGGUGUCCAGCAGCAGCUGCAGGCUUUCAGCACCUACCGCACUGUGGAGAAGCCGCCCAAAUUUCAAGAGAAGGGGAACCUGGAAGUUCUACUUUUUACCAUCCAGUCCCGGAUGAGAGCCAACAAUCAAAAAGUGUACACACCACAUGACGGGAAACUGGUGUCUGACAUCAACCGGGCCUGGGAAAGCCUAGAGGAAGCAGAGUACCGGCGAGAGCUGGCCCUGAGAAACGAGCUUAUCCGCCAGGAGAAGCUGGAGCAGUUAGCCCGGCGCUUUGACCGAAAAGCUGCAAUGAGGGAGACAUGGCUCAAUGAAAACCAGCGCCUCGUGGCCCAGGAUAACUUUGGUUAUGACCUGGCAGCUGUGGAGGCCGCCAAGAAGAAGCAUGAGGCCAUCGAGACUGAUACAGCUGCCUACGAGGAGCGCGUGAGGGCUCUGGAGGACCUGGCCCAGGAGCUGGAGAAGGAGAAUUACCAUGACCAGAAGCGCAUCACAGCCCGCAAGGACAACAUCCUACGCCUGUGGAGCUACCUGCAGGAACUGCUGCGGGCCCGACGCCAAAGGCUUGAGAUGACCCUGGCACUGCAGAAGCUCUUCCAGGACAUGCUGCACAGCAUCAACUGGAUGGACGAGAUCAAGGCUCACCUCUUGUCUGCUGAGUUUGGGAAACACUUGUUGGAGGUAGAGGACUUACUACAGAAGCACAAGUUGAUGGAGGCCGACAUCGCCAUCCAAGGGGACAAAGUGAAGGCCAUCACCACAGCCACCCUGCAGUUCACUGAGGGGCAAGGGUACCAGCCUUGUGACCCCCAAGUCAUCCAGGACCGUGUCAGCCAUCUGGAACAGUGCUUUGCAGAGCUGAGCAACAUGGCAGCUGGACGAAAGGCCCAGCUGGAGCAGUCCAAGAGGCUCUGGAAGUUCUUCUGGGAGAUGGAUGAGGCUGAGAGCUGGAUCAAGGAGAAGGAGCAAAUUUACUCUUCCUUGGACUAUGGCAAGGACCUGACCAGCGUGCUUAUCUUACAACGCAAGCACAAGGCCUUUGAGGAUGAGCUCCGGGGACUGGAUACCCACCUGGAACAGAUCUUCCAAGAGGCUGAGGGCAUGGUUGCACGUAAGCAGUUUGGGCACCCACAGAUUGAGGCUCGUAUCAAGGAGGUGUCAGCUCAGUGGAACCAGCUGAAGGAGCUGGCUGCCUUUCGCAAGAAGAACCUCCAGGAUGCUGAGACCUUCUUCCAGUUUCAGGGUGAUGCAGAUGACCUGAAAGCCUGGCUGCAGGAUGCCCACCGACUGCUCUCAGGUGAAGAUGUGGGGCAGGAUGAAGGGGCCACACGGGCCCUGGGGAAGAAGCACAAGGACUUCCUAGAGGAGCUGGAGGAGAGCCGUGGAGUGAUGGAGCACCUGGAACAGCAGGCCCAGGGCUUCCCCCAAGAGUUUCGGGAUUCCCCAGAUGUGACCAACCGGUUGCAAACCCUCCGGGAGCUCUACCAGCAAGUAGUAGCCCAGGCAGACCUGCGUCGGCAGAGGCUACAGGACGCCCUGGACCUGUACACAGUGUUUGGGGAGACAGAUGCCUGUGAGUUGUGGAUGGGCGAGAAGGAGAAGUGGUUGGCCCAGAUGGAAAUCCCAGACACUCUGGAGGACCUGGAGGUCGUGCAGCACAGGUUCGACAUCCUGGACCAGGAGAUGAAGACUUUGAUGACUCAGAUUGAUGGCGUGAACCUUGCAGCCAACAGCCUUGUCGAGAGUGGUCACCCACGAAGUGGUGAAGUGAAGCAGUACCAGGACCACUUGAACACCAGGUGGCAGGCAUUCAAGAUAAUGGUAUCAGAGCGGCGGGAGGCAGUGGACUCGGCCCUCCGAGUGCACAACUACUGUGUGGACUGUGAGGAGACCAGCAAGUGGAUCUUGGACAAGACGAAGGUAGUAGAGUCCACAAAGGACCUGGGCCGGGACCUGGCAGGGGUCAUCGCCAUCCAGCGGAAGUUGUCAGGGCUGGAGCGUGAUGUGGCUGCCAUCCAGGCCCGUGUGGGUGCCCUGGAGCGGGAGUCGCGGCGCCUGAUGGAGUCACACCCUGAGCUGAAGGAGGACAUUGGCCGCCGGCAAGCGUAUGUGGAGGAGCUGUGGCAGGGCCUACAGCGAGCCCUGCAGGGCCAGGAGGCCUCCCUGGGGGAAGCCAGCCAGCUGCAGGCCUUCCUGCAGGAUCUGGAUGACUUCCAGGCCUGGCUGUCCAUGGCCCAGAAGGCUGUGGCCUCUGAGGACAUGCCCGAGUCACUUCCCGAGGCUGAGCAGCUCCUGCAGCAGCAUGCAGCCAUCAAAGACGAGAUUGAUGGGCAUCAAGAGAGCUACCAGCAUGUCAAAGCAUCUGGAGAGAAGGUGAUCCAUGGCCAGACAGACCCAGAGUACCUGCUCUUGGGCCAGCGGCUAGAGGGCCUGGACACUGGCUGGGAUGCCCUGCGCCGGAUGUGGGAAAGCCGUGGCCGCUCCCUCGCCCAGUGCCUUGGCUUCCAGGAGUUCCAGAAGGAUGCCAAGCAGGCUGAAACCAUCCUCAGCAACCAGGAAUACACUCUGGCUCACUUGGAGCCCCCAGACUCCCUUGAAGCUGCAGAGGCUGGGAUCCGGAAGUUUGAAGAUUUUUUGAUGUCUAUGGAGAACAACCGUGAUAAAGUCUUAAAUCCUGUGGAUUCUGGAAACAAGCUGGUAGCUGAAGGAAACCUCUAUUCAGAGAAGAUCAAGGAGAAGGUGCAGCUUAUUGAGGACAGGCACAGGAAGAACAACGAGAAGGCCGAGGAGGCCUCAGUUCUUUUGAGAGACAACCUGGAGCUACAGAACUUCCUCCAGAACUGCCAGGAGCUCACUCUCUGGAUCAAUGACAAGCUGCUGACAUCUCAGGAUGUCUCCUAUGAUGAAUCACGAAACCUUCACAACAAGUGGCUAAAGCACCAGGCAUUUGUGGCAGAGUUGGCUUCCCACCAAGGGUGGCUAGAGAACAUUGAUGCAGAAGGAAAGCAGCUGAUGGAAGAGAAGCCCCAGUUUGCGACCAUAGUGUCCCAGAAGCUGGAUGCCUUGCACCGGCUCUGGGAUGAGCUGCAGGCCACCACACAGGAAAAGGCCAAACAACUCUCGGCUGCCCGGAGCUCUGACCUACGCUCACAGACCCAUGCCGACCUCAACAAGUGGAUCAGCGCCAUGGAGGACCAGCUGCGGUCAGAUGACCCGGGAAAGGACCUGACCAGCGUCAACCGGAUGUUGGCGAAACUGAAGGCACUGGAGGACCAAGUGAAUGUGAGGAAGGAGGAGCUGGAGCAGUUGUUUGCCCAAGUGCCCUCGCUGGGUGAGGAGGCAGAGGAUACAGAUGUGAGCAUCGAAAAGCGGUUCCUGGACCUCCUGGAGCCUCUGGGGAGGAGGAAGAAGCAGCUGGAAUCAUCUAGAGCCAAGCUGCAGAUCAGCCGGGACUUAGAGGAUGAGACGCUCUGGGUGGAAGAGAGGCUACCUCUGGCCCAGUCAGCCGACUACGGCAUUAAUCUGCAAACCGUGCAGCUGUUCAUGAAGAAGAACCAGACGCUGCAGAACGAGAUCGUGGGCCACACGCCACGGAUCGAGGCUGUGCUACAGAGAGGAUACCAGCUGGUGGAAACCCCUGAGGUCGACUGGGGGGACAUUGAGGAGCGCCUGCGGCACCUGCAGGACUCAUGGGACACGCUGCGGGAGGCAGCAGCUGCGCGGCUGCAGCGCCUGAGGGACGCCAAUGAAGCCCAGCAGUACUACCUGGAUGCAGGCGAGGCUGAGGCCUGGAUCAGCGAGCAGGAGCUCUAUGUCAUCUCUGAUGAGACGCCCAAGGAUGAAGAGGGCGCCAUUGUGAUGCUCAAGCGGCAUUUGCGGCAGCAGCGCUCAGUGGAGGAGUAUGGGAGGAACAUCAAGCAGCUGGCCAGUCGGGCCCAGAGCCUGCUGUCUGCAGGCCACCCUGAAGGAGAACAGAUCAUCAGACUUCAGGGGCAAGUGGACAAACAGUAUGCGGGGCUGAAGGACAUGGCAGAGGAACGCAAGCGAAAGCUGGAGAACAUGUACCACCUGUUCCAGCUGAAGAGGGAAGCAGAUGACUUAGAGCAGUGGAUUGCGGAGAAGGAUCUGGUUGCAUCUUCCCCAGAAAUGGGGCAAGACUUUGACCACGUUACUCUGCUCCGGGACAAGUUCCGGGACUUCGCUCGGGAGACUGGGGCGAUCGGGCAGGAGCGGGUGGACAACGUGAAUGCCAUCAUCGAACGGCUCAUCGACACAGGCCACGGUGAGGCGGCCACCAUUGCUGAGUGGAAGGACGGGCUGAAUGAGAUGUGGGCGGACCUGCUGGAACUCAUCGACACACGCAUGCAGCUGCUGGCCGCCUCCUACGACCUGCACCGCUACUUCUACACGGGCGCUGAGAUCCUGGGCCUCAUCGAUGAGAAGCACCGGGAGCUGCCUGAGGAAGUGGGGCUGGAUGCCAGCACUGCAGAGUCCUUCCACCGGGUGCACACUGCCUUCGAACGGGAGCUCCACCUGCUGGGUGUGCAGGUACAGCAGUUCCAGGACGUGGCCACCCGCCUGCAGACAGCGUAUGCUGGGGAGAAGGCUGAUGACAUCCAGAACAAGGAGCAGGAGGUAUCUGCCGCGUGGCAGGCACUGCUCGAUGCCUGUGCUGGGCGCCGGACCCAGCUGGUGGACACAGCCGACAAAUUCCGCUUUUUCAGCAUGGUCCGUGACCUCCUCUCCUGGAUGGAGAGCAUCAUCCGGCAGAUUGAGACCCAGGAGAGGCCCAGGGAUGUCUCCUCUGUGGAACUGCUCAUGAAGUACCACCAGGGCAUCAGGGCGGAGAUUGAAACCCGGAGCAAGAACUUCAGUGCCUGCCUGGAGCUCGGCGAGUCCCUGCUACAGCGGCAACACCAGGCCUCCGAUGAGAUCAGUGAGAAACUGCGGCAGGUGGUGUCCAGGCGAAAGGAGAUGAAUGAGAAGUGGGAGGCUCGUUGGCAGCGACUCAGCAUGUUGCUGGAGGUGUGCCAGUUCUCUCGGGAUGCUUCCGUGGCUGAAGCGUGGCUGAUAGCCCAGGAGCCCUACCUGGCCAGUCAGGACUUUGGCCACACAGUGGACAGUGUGGAGAAGCUCAUCAAGAGGCAUGAGGCGUUUGAGAAAUCCACAGCCAGCUGGGCAGAGCGCUUCGCUGCCCUGGAGAAGCCCACCACGCUUGAACUAAAGGAACGCCAGCCCCCAGAGACAAUCACUGAGGAGACUGGGGCUCAGGAGGAGGAAGGCGAGACAGCUGGGGAGGCUCCCGGAGUUUCCCAUCAAGCAGCCACCGAGAGAACAUCCCCGGUCAGUUUCCUCUCCCGUUUGUCUAGUUCCUGGGAGUCACUGCUGCCAGAGCCUGCUCAUCCCUACUAG
This is a messenger RNA of Orycteropus afer afer, 6300 nucleotides long. NCBI's taxonomy places the organism in Eukaryota, Metazoa, Chordata, Mammalia, Tubulidentata, Orycteropodidae. The record is from RefSeq and is a predicted model, not a curated record.